GGGAGCUGCAGCUUCUCUCACUGAGGGCGUUUUUUCUCUCCCUGAAUCUUGACCAUCUUGUCUCCAAACUAGUUGUUUCUUGUCUCCCCGGGUGUCUCCCUGCCUGGUCCACUGUCCCGGUGCUUCGGAGGCUCCUGUCCCCCGAGCAGAAGACGACUCGAACCGGAUUACCUUCGCGCACACGAACAUAUCUGAACUUUCCGGUCGCGGUCCCGUUAUUCCUCUCGCUCGGUACUUUCCAGGCCUUAUCUGUUAGCACGCUAAGCUAACCGAGGAGCACACCGAGCGGUCCGAUGCAGGCCAUUAAGUGUGUGGUGGUGGGGGACGGGGCUGUUGGUAAAACAUGCCUGCUCAUCAGCUACACUACCAAUGCCUUCCCUGGAGAGUACAUCCCCACCGUCUUCGACAACUACUCUGCCAAUGUGAUGGUUGAUGGGAAACCAGUCAACCUGGGCCUGUGGGAUACAGCAGGACAGGAGGACUAUGACAGACUCAGGCCACUCUCCUACCCACAGACAGACGUGUUUCUGAUUUGCUUCUCUCUCGUCAGUCCAGCUUCCUUUGAAAACGUCCGUGCCAAGUGGUACCCCGAGGUGAGACACCACUGCCCCAACACACCCAUCAUCCUGGUGGGCACCAAGCUGGACCUGAGAGACGACAAGGACACCAUCGAAAAGCUCAAGGAGAAGAAACUGGCGCCCAUCAUCUACCCUCAGGGCCUGGCCAUGGCUAAAGAAAUAAGUUCAGUGAAGUAUCUGGAGUGCUCAGCUUUGACACAGCGCGGCCUUAAGACGGUGUUUGACGAAGCCAUCAGGGCGGUGCUGUGCCCCCCGCCCGUCAAGAAGAGGAGGAGGAAGUGCAAAAUCUUGUAAAGGAGAGCCACAGGAGGAGCAGAAAAUACGGUUUCAGUCAGAACUCGCCUACUCAGAGGGAAGACGAUGAUAUCGGGGUUCACCCCAGAUAUCUGUUCAAUCCCUGCGUUUGGAGAAGCUCUGGUAGUUCACACUUCCAUCUGAAAGAACGACACAGAUUUAAGGAGCGCUGGUGGUUCUCAGGGCUGACCUGUGGUUUCUUAAAUCUGUGUUGCCCUUUCAGAUAGACAGGAAUUAAGUAAUUUUGCUAUAGGCCUUUGGGGGGAAUGUGAGGGUGGGGGGGAUUCGAUUUGGGAUCUGGGAUUGAUUAACGAGUUAGAAGGAGGAUUGUAGAAGAAACACAUUGUGAAGAAACACUACUUGAACGUGAAUUUAUCAUGAAAUGACCGUAGAUUUAACUCUAGUUCAGAAGGAGGUCCUGCACUGCGCUCUGUCCCUUACACAAGAGAUUUCUGCUGCCUUAAUGAAAUUAUAACUUUUCAGAUACCGUUUUUUAGAAGCUCAAAUUUCUCCUUUUUUUAAGUGUCGGCUGAUUGACGGACCGUUUUGUUUACACGAGUCAUCUGAUGAGACUGAGGUGCUGCCAAAACCCAGUCAGCGGUCAUCCCUGUGUAGUCACUCCAUAAACACUAAAAUGUAAUUUUUUUUCUUCCUUUUACUUUUAUUUUAAACUGCAUUUAAUGUCAUUUAUGAAGAAAUGUUUUAACCCUGAAAUUAUUAAAUUGACUCAUAGCAGCUGCUAAGAGAAGUAUUAAUUAAAACACAGAGUUAUUAGUUAUUUUGUUUUGUUCCUAAAAGCUUUCUAGAUGAAUACAUGGCUCUCUUCUCACUACGUGUUAAAUGAAGACAGUGUUUUUUUGACUUGUUUUGAUCAUGUGAAGGUGCAGUGCUGCCACAGCUGUUGUGCUGGCUCAUUGUCUAUUUAUAUGUUCAGGUUAUCAUUUCACAUUUACACAACAUUUUUGCUCUAAAACCGCUUUGAACACUCAGGCUUUUAAUUAACUCAUAUUGUUUGCAUAAUGGCGUGCAACCAUGCUCUUGUGACCCCAUCUAUCAAUGUUUUAUGAGCCAGCGUAUCAGCACCUGAGGGUUGUUACUCCUUUUACUGUCUGUGUUGUACAAUGCGACCUUCAGCAGAUGACUUUUAUUAUGAAAUGAGCAUGGAUCAAACUGUAUAGGGGCCCUGUUCAACCACUUUAAAUCUGGACUUGUGGUAUUAGUGUUUCAACGGCACGUAGGGAGUGCACACUCCGAUUUCUUGCUAAAUGUGGUUUAAUUUUCAUAUAGUAACAUGCAGAUUUUUUUUUUUAAAGCAAAUAAAUUCUUUGAAAAUG
Limanda limanda (common dab) is the source of this 2206-nucleotide messenger RNA. RefSeq names its product ras-related C3 botulinum toxin substrate 1-like. Gene Ontology annotation, cellular component: plasma membrane; dendritic spine; cytoplasmic vesicle. Lineage: Eukaryota; Metazoa; Chordata; Actinopteri; Pleuronectiformes; Pleuronectidae. Gene Ontology annotation, biological process: motor neuron axon guidance; actin filament organization; cortical cytoskeleton organization. The coding region runs from base 294 to 872 and encodes 192 amino acids. The record is from RefSeq and is a predicted model, not a curated record. Gene Ontology annotation, molecular function: GTPase activity; GTP binding; protein kinase binding. The transcript is spliced from 6 exons.